Molecule: messenger RNA, 3062 nt
Organism: Alosa sapidissima (American shad)
Lineage: Eukaryota; Metazoa; Chordata; Actinopteri; Clupeiformes; Clupeidae
Gene: ing3
Product: inhibitor of growth family, member 3
Exons: 12
Coding region: 84-1358 (424 amino acids)
Biological process (GO): regulation of DNA-templated transcription
Cellular component (GO): NuA4 histone acetyltransferase complex
Source: RefSeq, a predicted model, not a curated record
CCUUCGGCAUUCAGUGACUGACGGCGCCAUAUUGAAGAUCACAAUUCCUUUCUUAUUACACGUGAAACCACCAAUCUACCAAAAUGCUGUAUUUAGAGGACUACCUCGAAAUGAUCGAGCAGCUACCCAUGGAUCUCCGCGACAGGUUUACGGAAAUGAGAGAGAUGGACCUCCAAGUGCAGAACGCUAUGGACCAGUUGGAGCAACGUGUGAAUGAGUUCUUCAUCAACGCCAAAAAGAAUAAGCCUGAGUGGAGGGAGGAACAGAUGGAAGUCAUUAAAAAGGACUAUUACAAGGCGCUAGAGGAUGCAGAUGAGAAAGUCCAGCUGGCCAAUCAGAUAUACGAUCUGGUGGAUCGUCACCUACGCAAGCUGGACCAAGAGCUGGCCAAGUUCAAGAUGGAGCUGGAGGCCGACAACGCCGGAAUCACAGAGAUCCUGGAACGACGAUCGCUGGAGAUGGACAGUCCCUCUCAGCCUGUCAAUAACCACCACGUCCAUUCACACGCCACCGUGGAGAAGCGCAAGUACACAACGCCGGCUCACCAUACAACGGAACACGUGCCAGAAAAGAAGUUCAAGUCCGAGGCCCUUCUGUCCACACUUACGUCAGAUGCCUCCAAGGAAAACACUCCAGGUUGUCGUGGCAACAGUGUGUCGGCGGCGGCGGCGGUGGCGGCGGCCAACAGUGUGUACAGCGUGAACUCGUCUCAGCCGCUGAGCUCCUACAACCUCACCGCCCUCCCAGCAGGCCCUGGGGCAGGAGCCGGCGCCAUCACCAUGGCAGCCGCGCAGGCCGUCCAGGCCACCGCUCAGAUGAAGGAGGGUCGGCGAACGUCCAGUCUGAAGGCGAGCUACGAGGCCAUCAAGAACAACGACUUCCAGCUGGGGCGGGACUUCACCGUCGGCCGCGGCGACGCCUACUCAAGCUCCGCCCUCGCGUCCACCCUCACACAGAACCUCACGCCCAGCAACAGCUCCGAGUCACGCGGCAGCGGCCGCAAGACCAAAGGCAACAACAAGUCUUCCAACCACCAGUCGUCUUCGUCCUCCUCCUCUUCCUCCCUGUCGUCGUGCUCUUCCUCCUCUGCCCUGGCCCAUGAGCUGGUCCAGCAGGCCUCCGCGCUACCUGAGGCCGACGCCAACAGCCAGGUCGACUGGACCUAUGACCCCAACGAACCUCGAUACUGCAUCUGCAACCAGGUGUCCUAUGGUGAAAUGGUGGGAUGCGAUAACCCAGAUUGUCCUAUCGAGUGGUUCCAUUACGGCUGUGUGGGGUUGACGGAAGCCCCCAAGGGCAAGUGGUACUGCCCCCAGUGUAACGCUGCACUGAAGAGGAGAGGCAGCAGGCACAAAUAAUCCCCUCUCAUAAUGCCCCCAAGUGGACCCAAAGUACCCCUCUCCUCUCCUGAUGCCCCCAGGAGGACCCCAAGUACCCCCUCUCCUCCCCUAAUGCCCCCCACCACCCCCAACCCAUCCCAACAGAACUGUCCAUCUCAGCCUUGCAUAGGCUAUUCCUGCUACGUCCCCACCGUGUGUGUGUGUGUGUGUGUGUGUGUGUGUGUGUGUGUGUGUGUGUGUGUAAAGAAUGAGUAAGACACAUAUCACUGUACCUGCAAUGUGAUUUUCCCAUGUGUAUUAGACACGACAUAUCCAUACCUCUGCCAUGUCCUUUGCGCGUGUGUGUGUGUGUGUGUGUGUGUGUGUGUGAAACAGGUGGGUGGGGACGGUGUGGUCACACACUCAGACAUUCCUCAAGCUGCCAUGUGCGAUGGGGGGGGUCGCGAGCCCUGACCCCUGAGCAUGUCGCAGUGUGAAACGCCUCCUCUAAUCCAAGUUCACAGAGAAAAGCAGCGCCCGCUAAACACCACCCUAACAACCUCUGUCCCAUCUCUCACACACACACACACACACACACACACAGUGAGAGUGAGAUACAGCUCUCUUUAUUAGAGAAAAGGCCUGAACCCCUACACACCACACACCCCUAUACACUUGUGUAUACACACACACACACACACACACACACACACACAUUCACACCCAGUCCUCUGCUCAGAGGGUAAAGUCCAGGACGGAUAUAUGCCCAUCACUACCCAUACCAGAGCGCAGCUAACUCGCCCUGAUCCGGACCAUAGUCGCACCGGAUCCGGCCCUUAUCUGGCCCACAGUCACACCGGUUCUGGCCCUUAACUGGCCCACAGUCGCACCGGAUCCGGCCCUUAACUGGCCCACAGUCGCACCGGUUCCGGCCCAUAACUGGCCCACUGUCAUACCGGAGUUGGGCCAGUCCUUUUCUGGAGUUGGAUCUUAUCUGGAGGGGGAGUUUGAAGUACAUGGGUUAGUUAACUCUCUGGGUUAGUUAACUCAUUUGGUUAGUGAACUCUCUGGGUAAGUUAAAUCAUUUGAUUAGUGAAAACUCUGGGUUAGUUUAACCCAGGGUUAGUUAAAUCGGAGGAAGUGGUAAACCUCCUAGUAGAAGAGCCCUGUAUCUUAAUUGUCCUGGCAGGGCAAAGACAGGGGUCUCGUUUUAUAGGAGGACUACUACUACUACUACUACUACUACUGCUUGCUGUGAGUUAUCUUACCCAGGCGUGCCACCCACUCAUGUACUCAAAAUACCUCCCUCUGGUCACAAAUCGAUGUUUGGAAACUUCAGAAUGCCAGUUGAUGAAGACGAUAAUGAUUAUGUGGAGAUGAGAAAAAAUGGUAAAUGUUCAUUGCUGAUUGAAAGAUAUUUUUUUUUUGUUUUUUUUUAAGAUGGUUGUGCUAGUUACUGGUUAAAGUGGUGUGUCUGUCAGAUUUUGUUUUGACCAAUGCUUCAUCUUCAAGGUGUGAGCCCUGUAAAAUAAACAAACAAAAAAAUUGUAUAGAACAAAGUGAUUAUUGAGGUAUGUGCGUUUAUAUGUAAGCGCGUGUGAAUGUGUGUAAGCACGUCGAAGCGGACGUGCUGACGUAAGUGUCCGUAUGUAUGUAUUUACUAGGCCGUUCUGCACUGAAAUUGUAAUUGUUUCCAGAGAUGUGGAAAGAAAAAAAAACACAAUAAAACUUUUUUUUUUGGUA